AUGAGAAGCUCCAUCGCCGCCGCCGUGCUCCUCCUCAUCUCGUAUCUUUCUUCACCUCCAUAUUCAGCUUCGGCAACUCCUACACCGACACCGGCAACUUCGUCAGGCUGGCCGCGCCGAUCAUCCCCGUCAUUCCUUUCAACAACCUCCCCUAUGGCGAGACCUUCUUCCACUGGCCCACCAGCUGGGCGAGCAACGGACACCUCGUUCUCGACUUCAUCGAUAUCCAAAGCUUUUGGCCUGCCGUUAGUGCCGCCAUCACUAGACAAGUCGCAGAGCUUCAUCAAGGGCGCGAGCUUCGCCGUCAUGGGGACGACGGCGCUGGACCUGUCCUACUUUCAAGAGCACAACAUCACCUCCGUUCCCCCGUUCAACAGCUCCUUGAGCGUGCAGAUCGGGUGGUUCCAGCAGCUCAAGCCCUCACUUUGCAGCACCCCUAAACAAUGCGACAAAUACCUGGGAAAAUCUCUCUUCGUCAUGGGUGAGAUCGGAGGCAACGACUACAUCUACCUCCUUGCCGCCAACAAGACCGUGAAUGAAACGAGAGCGUACAUGCCUACGGUGGCCAAGGCCAUCGCCGGCGGCGUGGAGAGGCUGGUCGAGCUCGGCGCCAAGCGCAUCGUCGUGCCGGGCAACCUGCCGAUCGGCUGCACUCCGAUCAUCCUGACGCUGUACGAGAGCCACAGCAAGUCAGACUACGACGAGUACGGGUGCCUCGACAAGUUCAACGACCUGGCGCGCUACUACAACCGCCUCCUCCGGCAAGAGGUUCAGGCGCUGCAGAAGAAGUACAAUCUGACGAAGAUCGCCUUCGCCGACUACUUCCGGCCCGUCGUCCAGUUCCUUCAGAAACCGGCCGAACUCGGGUUCAACGGCGGCACGGCGCUGGUGGCGUGCCGUGGGGCGGGCGGCAAGUACAACUACAACGCCACGGCGGCGUGCGGUCACCCCGGCGCCACGGCCUGCGCGGACCCAUCCAAGGCGCUCAACUGGGACGGCAUCCACCUCACCGAGAAGGCGUACGGCGCCAUCGCCGCCACAUGGCUGUGCGGCCCGGAUGCGGAACCGACCAUACUGGACCUCGCGCAUUGA
Messenger RNA from Miscanthus lutarioriparius, 1092 nucleotides. Lineage: Eukaryota; Viridiplantae; Streptophyta; Magnoliopsida; Poales; Poaceae. The record is from the annotation of a GenBank genome assembly.